GUUGGGUGUGUGUGCGGAAACUGACAGGUAGAGAGCUGCCGUCUCUCGGUGAGUUGCAGCCAGUGCAGCGAAAAGAUUUAGUAAAUAUUCCGAUAUGAGGUUCAUACAAACAGCCAGAUUAACUAUGUUCUCAUAACUUUGCUCCAGACUUGAGUUCAGUAACAUUAGUGGACGUGGGCGAAGGGACCGCAAGCCAGGAACAAACGGGAAAUUCAACUGUCAGCUGGCCGGGAAAACCGAUCGCACCACCCGGCUUCCGGGGAUUCAGGGGCCGCAUCGGUUGACUGCAGACGUCGGUCGGUAGCUCGGGGGAGUUAUACAUCAUCUACAUCAUCGCCGACAUCCACCUCUCGGUUUCAGCGACUUUCGAGAUGUCAAGAAAGCUACAAAGGACAGAAGUCUGCGCGGACUGCAGUGCGCCAGACCCGGGCUGGACCAGUAUCAACCGAGGGGUCCUGAUCUGUGAUGAAUGCUGUUCAGUCCACCGCAGCUUAGGUCGCCAUAUCUCCAUAGUCAAGCACCUGAGGCACAGUGGAUGGCCUCCCGCACUACUGCAGAUGGUUCAGACGUUGGCCAGUAACGGAGCCAACUCCAUAUGGGAACACAGCCUCCUGGACCCUGCUCAGGUACAGAGCGGUCGUAGGAAACCCAACCCCCAGGACAAAGUCCAUCCCACUAAGUCCGAGUUUAUCAGAGCCAAAUACCAGAUGCUGGCCUUUGUGCACAAGCUGCCCUGCCGCGAUGAUGAUGGCGUCACUACCAAGGACCUCAGUAAGCAACUUCACUCAAGUGUGCGGACGGGGAGUUUAGAGACGUGUCUUCGGCUGCUGUCCCUCGGCGCUCAGGCCAACUUCUUCCACCCGGAGAAAGGCACUACCCCGCUCCAUGUGGCAGCCAAGGCAGGCCAGAUCCUGCAGGCUGAGCUGCUAGUGGUGUACGGUGCAGACCCCGGAGCACCUGACAUCAACGGACGGACACCUAUGGACUAUGCAAGGCAAGCGGGCCAUAUAGAGCUAGCAGAGCGGCUGGUAGAGUGUCAGUAUGAACUGACGGACAGACUAGCCUUCUACCUUUGUGGGCGGCGCCCAGAUCACAAGAAUGGCCAUUAUAUCAUUCCUCAAAUGGCAGACAGAGCUCGUCCUAAGUGCCCGACACAGAGUCUGGACCUCUCAGAAUUGGCCAAGGCUGCCAAGAAGAAGCUCCAAGCGCUCAACAAUCGGCUGUUUGAGGAGCUAGCAAUGGAUGUGUAUGAUGAGGUAGAUCGCAGAGAAAACGAUGCAGUGUGGCUUACGACCCAGAACCACAGCACUCUGGUAACAGAACGCAGCGCGGUGCCCUUCCUACCAGUCAAUCCUGAAUACUCUGCCACACGCAACCAGGGCCGUCAGAAGCUGGCCCGUUUCAACGCUCGGGAGUUUGCCACACUCAUCAUUGACAUCCUGAGUGACGCCAAAAGGAGACAGCAGGGGAAAGGUCUCAGCAGUCCUACUGACCCAUUUGAUCUGGGCAUUGAUGAUGACCAGCAUGACUAUGACAGUGUAGCCUCUGAUGAAGACACAGACAGCGAGCUUACCACCCAGAACAACAACAACACGCAACGCAGCAACCGUGCAAAGAGUAUGGACUCAUCAGACUUGUCAGACGGCCCCAUCACUCUGCAGGAGUACCUGGAGGUAAAGAAGGCGCUGGCCUCCUCAGAAGCCAAGGUGCAGCAGCUGAUGAAGGUCAACAACAACCUGAGCGAUGAGCUCCGGCGGCUCCAGAAGGAGAUCACGCGGAUGCAGACAGAGAACAGUGCGCUGCGGGGGGGCCAGCAGGCUGGGGGGGCAGCUGGCCAUGGGGUAGGGGGCCCUGGCGGAGGAGGAGGCCACUGGCAAGGGGGUGGGAUGAGAGGAAGUAUAGGCGGAGUGGGUCUGGGUGGGUUUGGGACAGGAACGGACCCCCAAGGGCUGUCGGUGCCCUCCUCAGUCGCCCACCACUCCCAUCCCCCCCGAAGGGACCGCCAGGCCUUCUCAAUGUACGAGCCAGGGGCGGCCCCCGGCCCCACGGCCCAUGGUCCCCCAGUCCUGGACUCCCUGGCAGCCCGCCUGCAGCCCCUCAACACACCCAGCGUACGGAAGGGUGGUAUAGGGGGUCCAGCACCGUAUGGAGGCCAACAUCUGUCUGGAUCUACAGAGAUGGGCAGAUACAUGGUCCCCAAACCAGAGAAGCACGGCAGUGGCACUGACAGCGACUAUGACAACACACAAACAUACGACCUCUCGCUAAGUAUGGGGCGCAGCAGCGAGGAGGAAGGUGGUCGUGGGGAGUCUGAGGAGGGAGGAGGUGGGGACGUGGGGGAGCCAGACCCCACCCUGCCCUGCACAGAGGAUGUCAUACUGAAGACUGAGCAGGUGACCAAGAACAUCCAGGAGCUGCUCAGGGCUGCUCAGGAGUUCAAACACGACAGCUUUGUUCCAUGUUCUGAGAAGAUCCACUCUGCUGUCACUGAGAUGGCCUCACUCUUCCCCAAACGCCCGGCAUUAGAUGCAGUCCACUGCUCCCUCCGCCUGCUGGCUUCCAGUGCCUCGCGGUUGCAGGUGGAGUGCCGUAAGGCGGCGCCCUCAGAGCCUGGCGGCCCUGCGGUGGACUACCAGCUCCUCACUCAGCAGGUCAUCCAGUGCGCCUACGACAUCGCCAAGGCUGCCAAGCAACUGGUCACCAUCACCACUCGUGAGAAGAAACAGUGACCCAACAACUACAUGGAUGGAUCGAGAGGGAAGAGGGAGAGAGAACGGAUCAAUGCAUGGGUGGGCUAAGAGGGAUGGGGAGGGGCUUCUCGGAGAGGAAGAUAGAGGGAGAACCGGAUCACACUAUUAAUGAGAGGACGAGGGAACGGGAGUGAUCAGGAGAAUGAAUGCUGCGAUGAGGGAAGGAAAAAGUCUGGAAUAUGCAUGGCAAAGGAAUCGGAUGAAAGCAAAGCGAAUUGAUGGUUUAGUAGAAACGCUACAGGGGACUGAAAAAGGAGAAAUUCCACAAGUGUGGAAGAGAAAGUAGGGUAGGACAAGUGGAAGGAUCCAACAUGGGAACUACAGCCUGCUGCAACCUAAGUAAACUGUUGGAAUCAGAUGUGUAUAAUAAACCACUUAAACUGUGAUAAGCAUACGUGAAAUACAAUGGUGGCAAUGUACAGUGAACUGGAUCCGGAGAUGAUACUACUUUAUUUAUUCUCACCUGUCACUCGUCAUCCCUCCCUCUCCCGGUUUACCUGAACUAGGGAGAGAGGAAGUAUGUGCUGCGAGAGAGGGAAGUAGAUAGACCAAAAAAUGACAUACUCCACACACCAUCUCUGUCCCUCCGUCCUGUGGAGUCAGGACGUUCUCUCCUCUGCCCCGCCCCCCCCCCCCCCGCUUCUCUCUCUCUCUUUCUCUCUCUCCCUCUCCAACUAGACACAAGGCCCCUCUGUCUCCUAUCCCGUCCCAGACAAGAUUCGCUUGCGGUGCAGAGGAGGAUCUCCUGGGACCCAUCCAGCUCCCCACCCCACCCAGCCCCUCAGAUGCUUCCUCCUGGGUUAGCUUUUGCAGGAGGCUCCAGCGUUUCUCCGACCCGUCACCCCGUUGUCGGUGGUACACAGCAUGAUCUGGCAUGUUUUGAUUUCUUUCCUCUCUCUUCUUCAUUUUUUUUUUUUUUUUUUUUUUUUUAAUACGCAGAUUGGUUUGGUCUGCACCUCCUGAGGACAA
Molecule: messenger RNA, 3719 nt
Organism: Sander lucioperca (pikeperch)
Lineage: Eukaryota; Metazoa; Chordata; Actinopteri; Perciformes; Percidae
Gene: git1
Product: G protein-coupled receptor kinase interacting ArfGAP 1
Exons: 21
Coding region: 372-2729 (785 amino acids)
Biological process (GO): brain development; regulation of ARF protein signal transduction
Molecular function (GO): GTPase activator activity; protein binding
Source: RefSeq, a predicted model, not a curated record